UUUCGGCAAUUUACGUCACCAAUGUAACCGCCAACUGUUUAUAUAUAUAGACGCAUUCAUGCAUCUAUAUCUAUUAUAUGAUUUUCAUAUAUAGCCAGUUCACCGGCCGGCGAGCACUUGAUCUCCUCCGGCUACAAUGGCCUUGCAGAAGCACCGUGAUCUUCACUUCGUUUUGGCGCCUCUCAACUCUCCCGGCCACUUCAUCCCCAUGAUUGACAUGGCCAAGUUGCUGGCUCGCCAUGGCCUGACCGUCACCAUUGUCACCACCCCUCUCCUAGCCGACAGAUUCGCCUCCACGGUCGGCCGAGCAGUCGACUCCGGCCUCGCCAUCCGGCUUCGCCAGCUCAGGUUCCCGUCCAUGGAGGCCGGCCUCCCGGAGGGCUGCGAAAGUGCGGACAUGAUUCCCUCUGUAGAUUUACUAAGGAACUUUUAUUGUGCUCUUUGGAUGCUACAGCAGCCAUUUGAGCAGAUGUUUCAGGAGCUUAAUCCCUCUCCAAGCUGCAUAAUAGCUGACAAAAACCUUGCUUGGAUGGCGGAAGCAGCCAAGAAAUUCAAUGUUCCAAGGUUUUCCUUUGAUGGAAUGAGUUGCUUCACUGUCUUAUGUACCCACAAUUUAAGUGUCUCCAAGGUUUAUGAAUCAGUGCCUGAGACUCAGCCGUUUGUCGUUCCCGGCUUGCCAGACAAAAUUGAAUUAACCAGAGCUCAGUUGCCAGGAGUUUUCAAUCCAGGCUCACUGGCAGUUCAAGAUUUUCGCGACAAGGUGAGAGAAGCCGAGGCAGAAGCCUAUGGGGUGGUGAUCAACAGCUUUCAGGAGCUAGAACCAAACUAUGUGAAUGGACUCAAGAAGGUGAAAGCUGACAAAGUUUGGUGCAUCGGACCACUUUCUCUUUGCAACAAUGAUGGACUAGACAAGGCUCAGAGAGGGAACAAGGCCUCCAUUGAUGAAAACCAGUGCUUGAAAUGGCUGGAUUCCCAGCAGCCUGGCUCAGUAGUCUACGCCUGCCUUGGAAGCCUAUGCAGGCCCCCUCCUUCCCAGCUGAUCGAGCUCUGUCUAGGCCUGGAAGCGUCGAAAAGGCCGUUCGUUUGGGCUGUGAGAGCAGGAGAGAAAGCCAGAGAGCUAGACAAAUGGAUUGAAGAAGAUGGAUUCGAGGAAAGAACAAAGGGGAGAGGCCUAAUUAUCCGUGGCUGGGCACCACAGCUGCUCAUCUUGUCUCACAAGGCUUUGGGCGCUUUCUUAACACACUGUGGCUGGAACUCAACUCUGGAAGGCGUCGGUGCUGGCCUUCCAAUGGUGACAUGGCCGAUGUUCGCCGAGCAGUUCUUGAAUGAGAAGCUGCUGGUGCAGGUUUUGGGGGUUGGAGUCAGUGUUGGGGCUCAGGUUGUGGUUCAUUGGUGCGAGGAAGAUAAGUUUGGGGUGUUGGUGAAGAAGGAGGCCAUUAGAAGAGCUGUUGAAGAAGUGAUGGAUGGAGGAGAAGAAGGGGAAGAGAGGAGGGAAAGAGCAAGAAAGCUUGGGAAAAUGGCAAAGAGGGCUAUGGAAGAUGGGGGUUCUUCUCGCUUGAAUGUGGCUUCAUUGAUUCAAGAUGUCCUCCAAUAAGUUAACGCCAAGUUCUAAGAAUCACGGGAUACUCUCUAAUUGGAAUUUCAGUUCUAGAGUUUCAAUGAAUUAUUAUGUUUAAGAGUUAAAAAAAAGGUAUUAAGAAUCGGGGGGUUCCAUUUACCCUCGAACUUUUGAAGUGAUAAGCAAAUAUGUAACUGUAAAAGAUUGAAGUAGUGCCUCAAUGGAUCAAGGGAUGAGAUUCAUGAUGUUCUUGCAAGUGUUAAUAGACUGCAACAUUUGCAUA
This is a messenger RNA of Diospyros lotus (date-plum), 1841 nucleotides long. RefSeq names its product anthocyanidin 3-O-glucosyltransferase 4-like. The coding region runs from base 137 to 1594 and encodes 485 amino acids. Gene Ontology annotation, molecular function: UDP-glycosyltransferase activity. The transcript has 2 exons. Lineage: Eukaryota; Viridiplantae; Streptophyta; Magnoliopsida; Ericales; Ebenaceae. The record is from RefSeq and is a predicted model, not a curated record.